Messenger RNA from Dalotia coriaria, 3567 nucleotides. RefSeq names its product procathepsin L-like. NCBI's taxonomy places the organism in Eukaryota, Metazoa, Arthropoda, Insecta, Coleoptera, Staphylinidae. The transcript is spliced from 3 exons. Gene Ontology annotation, molecular function: cysteine-type endopeptidase activity; cysteine-type endopeptidase activator activity involved in apoptotic process. Gene Ontology annotation, cellular component: lysosome. Bases 2359 to 3519 code for a protein of 386 amino acids. Gene Ontology annotation, biological process: immune response; positive regulation of peptidase activity; positive regulation of apoptotic signaling pathway. The record is from RefSeq and is a predicted model, not a curated record.
GUAUAAAUAACCUGAAAAUCAACAAAACUUAGGUUAAAACAUCAAAACUCAUAACAAUCUAAGAAAAAUUGGGUUAAAUCCGAAAUAUUCAUUAAUAAAACACGAGUUAAUGAAGAUUUAUUCAUUUUUUGACCAAAAUAACCUCAAAAAUUCAAAAAUAACCUCAAAACAAACAAAAAUGACGUUAAAAUCGUUAAAAUUCAUCAAAAUGCAAGAAAAUUGACAAAAAACUAAUAUUUUUAUAAAUUUUCAUUAAUAAAACACGCGGUAAUGAAGAUUUAUUUAUUUUUUGAUCAAAAUAAUCUCAAAAACACAAAAUUAACCUCAAAACAAACAAAAAUAACUUUAAAAUCAUCAAAAUUCCCUAAAAAAUUAAUCAAUUUCGUAACAUUUAGAUUAAUUUAAUUUAAAUCUGAUGAUUUGUACAUGAAUUCAAUUACGCAAUGAUUUAUUUGUUCAACGAGGAAGCAUGACGGACAAUACACGGUGAAUGUUAAAGUUGAGUUGAAUUUCGUCGAUCAAUGACGCAGCUCAAUUACGAACGCUAAUGAAGCGUCCAUCACGCGCUCGCACAGCAUAAUCACCCGUGGAAUACAUGAAUUAUACAACGACAAAACAUAAUCGCGCGCUAAAUACUCGUCAAUUCGUCAAAACGCCAAAAACAAUAUCACCACCUUACGCAAGUCAUUUGUUGCAUAUUUCUGUGAAGCAGAUAGAAAGUGUCGAGAAGAGACGUGCCACGUGUUUUUCCCCAUGGCAAGCAAUCUAAAUCGUUGUAUUUAUUUUUUGUCUUGUUGUCUCGUUGAGUUGACAGCAAACAUUUCACUUUUUUCAGUGUGCUUGAUUGGAUUGAUUGUCAAUCGGUCAAAUGUUAGUGGGUCAUCGAAUUAUAACAUUAAAUAAACAUUACAAACGAUUUUAAGGAUGCGGUGCGCGCGAAAUGAUGAAUUUGAAUAAACAUUGUUGUAAUCUUUGUGAAAGCGCAAGUCUGGUGGAAUUUCUCAAGCGGUAAUCAAUCGCUUAUCAUGGAAUUAAUGUUUUUUAGCUUUUUUGCUGAUAGAUACAAGUGGUACUUGUGCUUGGAAACAGAAAUUAUGAAUAAAACAUGCGUCAAUGAAGGAUUUUUAGUUGUUUUUUGUACAAAAUGUGUCAAAAUGACAAAAAUCACGUUAAAAAAUUGAAAAUCAGGUUAAAAACGUAGAAAUUCAUGAAAAUUAAAGUAAAUUACACGAUAAUUUGACCAUAAAUUAAAAUAUUUAUAAUUUUCAUUAAUAAAAUACGCGUUUAUGAAGAUUUUUGCUGUUUUUUUGUUGAAAAUUGUGUCAAAAAACUUCAAAAUAACAAAAAUUAGGUUAAAAUUUACAAAAUCUAAGUAAAAUUCACGCUAAAUUAACAAAAAUUUAAUAUUUUUACUAUUUUUCAUUAAUAAAACAUGCGUCAAUGAAGGUUUUUUACUCGUUUUUUGUACAAAAUGCGUCAAAAUGACAAAAAUCACGUUAAAAAAUUGAAGAUUAGGUUAAAAACGUUGACAUUCAUAAAAAUUUAAAUGAAUAUCACGAUAAUUUGACCUUAAUUUCAAAUGUUUCUAAUUUUCUUUGAUGAAACAUGCGCUUAUGAAGAUUUUUGAUGUUUUUUUAUGAAAAUUGCGUCAAAAAGUCAAAAUAAUUUCAAAACAACAAAAUUUUGGUCAAAAAUCGUAAAAUCAAAAUAAAAUUUACGAUAAAUUGACUGAAAUUUAAUAGUUGCAUAAUUUUCAUUAAUAAAAUACGCGUUUAUGAAGAUUUUUGCUGUUUUUUUGUUGAAAAAUGUGUCAAAAAACUUCAAAACAACAAAAAUUAGGUUAAAAUUUACAAAAUCUAAGUAAAAUCCACGAUAAAUUGACUAAAAUUUAAUACUUUUACUAUUUUUCAUUAAUAAAUCAUGCGUUAAUUAAGUUUUCUUUAAUUUUUUAAGGAAAAUUACUUUAAAACAAGCAAAAAUUACGUUAAAACCAUAAAAAUGUAUAAAAAUCCACGUAAAAUUCUCUCUAACUCCAAUCAAAUCUAAAAUAUUUGUAAAUUUUCUUUUAAAUGUCACGCAAAUAUCGUAACCGCGUAGGAAGACACUGAAGACCUAUGCAAAUGCGUACUUUGUGCCUGAUUGCACCUCUCGUAAACUCUCGGCGCGCAUCAUCCUCUCUGCGGAAAGAAUAAAUGAAGGAAAAGACUUUCGCGAGUUUCAAUAUUCAUCUAACUCGCAACGCGCGCGUACCUAACAAAAAACUCACAAGUGAUUAAUCAUCAACUAAUAUUACAAGUUUCCAAGAAAGAAAAAAAUCAAAUAACAAUCAAUAGUUACAUUUAAACCAUCAAAAACACAAUGAAAUUCCGCGUAAAGUUGUUAAUAUUAACAACGUGUGCGGUUUUUACCACUGCACAACGAUAUAAUCACCAACGGCGGCAGAUUCUGCCUGUAGCGCCACAAUUCCCAACCGGAAAUAUAAACGCGGGAGUUUCCGGUGGCGGGCAAGCAAAUUUUGAUGUGAAUAUCAUCGGUCCACGACAAAGAAAUGAACAGACAAUUGAAGAAGCAUGGAAUAACUUCAAGAUAACCUUCAAUAAAAUAUACAGCUCCCAAAUGGAAGAAAACUACCGCCGUGAAGUAUUCAUCGAAAACACCGCGAAAAUCUUCCGUUUGAACGACGAUUACGCAAAGGGUUACAUCAGUCACGCGCAGAAAAUCAACGGAUACGCUGAUAUGCUCCACCAUGAGUUUGACAACGCUCUGAACGGAUUUAACAGAUCACGGAUAGGUUUGGAUAUGAAUAUUAUCCCAACGCAAAGAUCCAGCGCGUUUAUCGCGAGCGCAAACGUCCCGAUUCCGGAUUCCAUCGAUUGGCGUAAACUGGGCGCUGUUACGCCUGUGAGGAGUCAAGGAUUAUGCGCGGGGUGUUAUGCAUUCAGUGCAGCUGGAGCACUCGAAGGACAAUAUUACCGUAAAACUGGAGUCCUCACUGACUUAAGCCCACAGAAUUUAAUCGACUGUACAAAGGAUUAUGGUAAUAAUGGCUGUAAUGGAGGAUUAAUGAAUCCAGCCUUUCAAUAUGUCAAGGAUAACAUAGGAAUUGACACAGAGAAUUAUUACCCGUACGAAGCAGCCGAUAAUCAAUGUAGAUACAAACCGGAAGGUUUUGGCACGGAUAGUACAGGUUAUGUCACCAUACCGGAAGGUGAUGAAGAAGCUUUGCGGGUUGCCGUUAGUACGAUAGGUCCGAUUUCCGCCGCCAUUGAUGCGAGUCGUGAUUCAUUGCAGUUUUAUUCCGAUGGGGUUUAUUUUGAUGCGGCGUGUAAGAAUGCGACGAAUGAUAUGAACCAUGCGAUUUUAGUAGUUGGAUAUGAUACGGAUCCGGAUGGGAAACAGUUUUGGUGGGUGAAGAACUCAUAUGGGCAACAGUGGGGAAUUGGAGGUUAUGUCAAGAUGGCAAGGAAUGCGGGGAAUCACUGUGGGAUUGCUUCACUUGCGAGUUAUCCUUUGGUUUGAUAUCUUUUGAGGAUGUAAUAUGAUAAAUGUUGAUACAUAAAGCGAGAA